AGUAAACGCGGAAUCGUUUGUGUUGUCACAUCAUUCAAUCACUUUAUAUAUAAAAAUUUGCAAUUAUAUUGCAAUUUUUGAAUGAGUACAAUGGUGGAGAUUGAAUUAUUUCGCAAACAAACUUUGUCUAUAAUGACAUUGUUGUCAGAAACAGCUCGAGACGAAAUUCAGAAAGUUUUUGACUGUGAAUUUCGCCCAUCCCACAAUGAAAUUGGUUGUGACAGGGAUCCAAUAUUGGAAAUGAAUGAGAAACAACGCAGACUGGCAAAGCUCACAGCUGUGAUGGAGACCUUUACCAACGUGGCUGUUCAAAAAAUAUGCAAAGUCUUCAGUUAUUGCUUUGCUCUUAAGCCAACUCAGCUGAAGGGCUCUAAAAGUUACCAUGAUAAUGUAGUAAAUGUGAAAGAGAUGGUGAAGGAGCAUCUGAAUAAACCAGAAAGAAAAGACAAUCAAACUGUCAAAAAUGUGCCUGAUUCUGCAGCUGUAGCUCCAUCUGUGUCGACGGAGAGACCGAAUAUACUCACUGUGUUACCUGAAGAAAAUGUACAGCCACAAGAUUCGGUUAAAGGCCAGCAGGUCAGUUCAAUGUUGAAAUGAUGUAACUCUGAUGAUUAGUUUGCCAAAAUGCUUGCAACA
Messenger RNA from Rhinichthys klamathensis goyatoka, 636 nucleotides. RefSeq lists its product as uncharacterized. The record is from RefSeq and is a predicted model, not a curated record. Bases 82 to 597 code for a protein of 171 amino acids. The transcript has 3 exons. NCBI's taxonomy places the organism in Eukaryota, Metazoa, Chordata, Actinopteri, Cypriniformes, Leuciscidae.